AUGGACUUACCUCACCAGCUCAAAGCCGUAACUCUCACUCACGUCCGGUACCGUCGCGGCGAUCAGCUCGGGCAUUUCCUCGCCUGGAUCUCUCUCGUCCCGGUCUUCAUCAGCCUCGGAGGAUUCGUCUCUCAUUUCCUCUUCCGGCGUGAACUUCAAGGGAUCUUCUUCGGUAUAGGUCUCGUGAUCUCGCAGGUCAUCAACGAGUUUAUCAAGACAUCCGUGGAGCAGGCUCGUCCUGAGACCUGCACGUUGCUCGAAGCCUGCGAUUCGCACGGAUGGCCUUCGAGCCACUCGCAGUUCAUGUUCUUCUUCGCGACGUAUUUCAGCCUUAUGGCGUGUAAAGGGAUCGGGUUCUGGUUCGGGAUGAAGAGCAGAUGGAUUCUCAAUCUCCUACAUUGGUCUCUAGCGGUUGUUACCAUGUACUCUAGGGUUUACUUAGGGUACCACACGGUGGCUCAGGUCUUCGCCGGGGCUUUGCUUGGGGCUAUUGUAGGUGCGGGUUGGUUCUGGGUGGUGAAUUCUGUGCUUUAUCCAUAUUUUCCGAUGAUUGAGGAGAGUUUGUUGGGGAGGUGGCUCUGUGUUAAGGACACUUCGCAUAUUCCUGAUGUGUUGAAGUUUGAAUAUGACAAUGCGAGAGCUGCAAGGAAGAAUAUGGAUGUUAAGUCCGAUUAA
Molecule: messenger RNA, 675 nt
Organism: Microthlaspi erraticum
Lineage: Eukaryota; Viridiplantae; Streptophyta; Magnoliopsida; Brassicales; Brassicaceae
Source: the annotation of a GenBank genome assembly